AUGCACUGCGAAAAUGCGACCGGCUGCGAAAGCUGUGCAUUCACUGCUAGUGCAACUGUAGAGCCAAAACGGAAGGCCACCGCAUGCUCGCGACUGCACCACCAAAGACUUCACGCGAGGGCACACGAACAAACUGCACCUUAUCAGAUGUUUGAUGCCGCAAACGACGUCGCACGACAUGACGGCAAAAUCUGUGGCAAUGCUGUCGCAGAGGUUGUUUUGAACAUGACACAACGCCUUCGUUCCACGACGACGGCUUGGGACGAUGCCCACACGAACCAGUGCCAAUUGCCGGGAUAG
Molecule: messenger RNA, 300 nt
Organism: Symbiodinium sp. CCMP2592
Lineage: Eukaryota; Dinophyceae; Suessiales; Symbiodiniaceae
Source: the annotation of a GenBank genome assembly